Messenger RNA from Rangifer tarandus platyrhynchus (Svalbard reindeer), 3684 nucleotides. The record is from the annotation of a GenBank genome assembly. NCBI's taxonomy places the organism in Eukaryota, Metazoa, Chordata, Mammalia, Artiodactyla, Cervidae.
AUGGGAGCCCUUUUGAGGAAAGCGAACCUCCCCGGAACGCCCCCGCCAGGCAGCGAUGCCAGGAUGCCCGUCUCUGCGUCCCUCCACCAGAACGGCAGCCAGGAGCGGCCGGCGAGCCUGACCUCCACGACCUCCUCGUCGGGCUCAUCCCGCGACAGCCGUGGGGCCAUGGAGGAGCCCAGUGGCUCCGAGGCUUUGGCUGAGAACGGGGAGGGCUCCCCGUGUGGCCAGCAUCUCCCCAACAGCAACAACAACUCCAGCGGCUGGCUGCGGGGGUCCCUGUCGCCCUUCAGCAAACGCACGCGGCCCGUGGCGCCUGCGGACAAGUUCGGCUACCUGGGCCGGGUGGUGCGGGAAAUCGUGGAAACGGAGCGCACGUACGUGCGGGACCUGCGUAGCAUCGUGGAGGACUACCUCUUGAAGAUCAUUGAUACGCCUGGGCUGCUGAACCCAGAGCAAGUCAGCGCCCUCUUUGGGAACAUAGAAAGCAUCUAUGCACUGAACAGCCAGCUACUCAGAGACCUGGACAGCUGCAACAGUGACCCCGUGGCCGUGGCCAGCUGCUUUGUGGAAAGGAGCCAAGAGUUUGAUAUCUACACUCAGUAUUGCAACAACUACCCCAACUCGGUGGCUGCCCUGACCGAGUGCAUGCAGGACAAGCAGCAGGCCAAGUUCUUCCGGGACCAGCAGGACUUGCUGCAGCAUUCACUGCCCUUGGGCUCCUAUCUCCUGAAGCCGGUCCAGCGCAUCCUCAAGUACCACCUGCUGCUCCAGGAGAUCGCCAAGCAUUUUGAUGAGGAAGAGGACGGCUUUGAGGUGGUGGAGGAUGCCAUUGACACCAUGACGUGCGUGGCCUGGUACAUCAAUGACAUGAAGAGGAGGCAUGAGCACGCGGUCCGGCUCCAGGAGAUUCAGUCUCUGCUCCUCAACUGGACGGGGCCAGACCUGACCACCUACGGGGAGCUCGUCCUGGAGGGCACGUUCCGCGUGCACCGUGUGCGCAACGAGAAGACCUUCUUCCUUUUUGACAAAGUGCUGCUCAUCACCAAGAAGCGGGGUGGCCACUUUGUCUACAAGGGCCACAUCCCGUGUUCCUCCUUGAUGCUGAUCGAAAGCACCCGUGAGUCCUUGUGCUUCACCGUCACGCAUUACAAGCACGGCAAACAGCAGUACAACAUCCAGGCCAAAACGGUGGAGGAGAAACGGAGGUGGACUCACCACAUCAAGAGGCUCAUUCUGGACAACCACCAUACCACCAUCCCCCAGAAGGCCAAAGAAGCCAUCUUGGAAAUGGAUUCCUAUUAUCCCAAUCGGUACCGCCACAGCCCAGAACGCCUGAAGAAGGGCUCCCAGGACGACGUGUUCACCCACAUGCACCAGGGGCGCCGGCAGUCUGAGCCGACCAGACAUCUGUUCAGGCAACUCAGUGAGAAAGCCAGAGCUGCAAGAGUGAAGGGGAAGGAACGCAGGGAGUCUGAAGACUCCAAGAGCUGCGGGAGGACCAGGAGCCGGUCUCCAACUCCUGAGGAAAAGUGCCUGAACUUUGAGUCUGUGACUUCCCUGCCGGAGGUUGAGCCAGACACCGAGUCUGGGACCGAACAGGAGGUGUUUGCUGCUGUGGAAGGUCCCAGCACCGAAGAGAUGCCCUCAGACACAGAGGCCCCCGAGGUCCUUGAAAUGCAACUUGACCCCCACCAGCUGCUGCUCGGGCUGGAACCCCCCGAUGACAUGGCAGAGUUCAUGGUGGCGGAGAGCACCGAGGACCCUAAGGCCCUGAGCAGCGAGGACGAGGAGGAGGAGGUGGGGGCCCCCCACGAGCCUGAGAGCCUCCUGCCUCCCUCCGUGCUGGACCAGGCCAGCGUCAUUGCCGAGCUGUUCGUUAGCAGUGUCUCUCGGCGUAGCAGCCUAGCCCUGGAGGAUGGAAAGUCCAGUGGCUUCGGGACCCCAAGGCUGACCAGCCGGAGCAACAGUAUGGUCAGUCUUGAGGAUGGUGAGAAGGGCUCGGCCCCGCGGGGCAGCACCACAGACUCCCUGGGCUCUCAGCUCCUUCCAGAAGCGGACCUCAGUGUGGGGAUGGCCGCAGAGAGCGAACCUUCUGUCAAUGGGAUGGAGGCCCCGGGCCCAGGCUGCCCAGCGGAGCCAGACAGGUCUUCCUGCCCGAAGGAAUCGAAACUUUCCUCCCAAGACCGGCAGUUGCUGGACAGAAUCAAGAGGUACUACGAAAAUGCAGAGCACCAAGAUGCAGGCUUUAGCGUCCGGCGCCGGGAGAGCCUCUCCUUCAUCCCCAAAGGGCUCGUGAGAAACUCGGUCUCCAGAAUCAAUAGCCUUCGCAAGCCAGACCCAGAGCCACAGGCUCCACUGGGGCAUAAGAGACAGGUGGGCUCUCGGGCAGCCCUCUUUGACUGCCCAGAACCAGGCCAGGCUGGCGCUGGGGACCCAGCUCCUAUCACAGAUGCUGAGUUCCGCCCGUCCUCGGAAAUGGUAAAGAUCUGGGAGGGAAUGGAUUCUCCCAAGGGCAGCCCUCCGAAGGGGCCAGGCCAAGGCCAGGCCAACGGCUUUGACCUGCACGAGCCCCUGUUUAUCCUGGAGGAGCACGAACUGGCGGCCAUCACUGAGGAGUCGGCGGCUGCCUCCCCAGAGAGCGCCUCCCCCACCGAGCCCCGCAGCCCCACCCACCUGGCCCGGGAGCUGAGGGAGCUGGUGAGGGAGCUGAGCAGUGACGCCCAGGGGAAGCUGGUGACCCCACUGCACCCCCACAUCCUGCAGCUCUCCCACGUGAUGGAUAGCCACGUGAGCGAGCGAGUCAAGAGCAAGGUCUACCAGCUGGCUCGCCAGUAUAGCCUCCGGAUCAAGAGCAGAUCGGUGACGGCCAGGCCUCCGCUGCAGUGGGAGAAGGCGGCUUCCACCAUCCCCCUGGUGCAGGAGGAAGUUGGAGCACCAUCCAGUGGCACAGGUGUGAGCAAGCCGGGGCCGUCUCUCUCCAACCACGAGCAGCCUGCGGUCCAGGAGCGCAGCCCGCCCAGGCCUGGCUCUUCCACGGAGAUGUCGCCACGGCAUAUCUCCUUCAGCUCCUCGGCCACCAGUCCAAGGACCACCCCACCGGGGGCCUGGCACGGCCCCCGAAGCCCCUUUGACACUGAGACCUUCAACUGGCCUGAUGUCCGAGAGCUCUGCUCCAAGUACGCCUCCCGGGACGAGGCACUCCAGACCAAGGGUGGCUGGCCCAGCAAAGUGCCAGUCAACCGGAGCCGCUCGCUGCCGGAGAACAUGAGGGAGCCGCAGCUGGCUCCCUCUGGCAGGUUGGGCCGCUGUGGCAGCCUCAAGGCCAGGAGGGCCCCAGUGAGCCCAGAGGCGGCCCAGCCCCAGCCUCUGGGGGAGUCGCCCCCAAGUGAGCCUGACAGAGGGGAGGCCCUGCAUGUCACCGCAGACCUCACGUUGGAGGACAACCGGCGGAUGAUCAUCAUGGAGAAGGGGCCCCUGCCGGGCCCUGCCGCAGGGCUGGAGGCAGCCAGCGGGCAGGGACCGAGCUCUGCAGCUGCCCAGACAGGGAAGGACCAGGAGUUGCAGGAGUCUGCAGAGUAUCGGCCUAAGGAAGAGGGUCCCAGGGAUCCAGCGGACCAAAGCCAGCAGGGCAGAGUGCGGAACCUGAGGGAGAAAUUCCAGGCCUUGAACUCCAUAGGUUGA